AGUAUUGCUCUGACUUAUCAGCCAAUUACAUGGUAGAAGACACCAAAAAUAACAUCAGAUCUAGCAACGCAAACAAGGGAAUGGUGCGCGACCAGUGGGGAAUGUGGGCAUUGCCAGCAGUAGAGCGCGAACGAGGGAAAGUGGGUGAACAACUUCAGGGCUGAGACCCGCCGCACCCCAGAGGCAGAGGGGAGGAGACGCGACGGCAGGGCGGAGGGGAGAGAGACGUUCAGAGUCACCUCUGCUGGGCUCCGGGAGAGGCCGGGAAAGCUCCGAGGGAGCCUCCAGCGCCCUGGACCCGGGCUGCGGCGGCGGAGGGCAAAGGGUUGGAGCUCGGGCCCAGCGAGCCAGCGCGAUCGGAGGGGCGACAGGGAGGGGAGCUCCCAGCGGUCGCGGCGGGCAGCGCUUCCCGGCCGGGGCGGAGCGUGUCCCCGACAGCGGUCCCAGCCUGCGCGCGCCCGUCCGUGCGCUCCGGGCACCGGCUCCUCGCGCCAGACUUCCGUCCUUCGCGCGCGCUUGCCGCCUUUCUCCCCCGCGCGCGCGUCGCCAAUGGAUGGCAACUCCCUGCUCUCCGUACCGAGCAACUUGGAGUCCCCACUGAUGUACGAGGUCUGCGCACCGCAGCAGGGGAGCACCAGCGGCGGCUGGAGAGGCGGCCUGGGGAGCUCCAUCACAGCGUGUAAGAAGGUUCUUCGAAGCAACAGUCUGCUAGAGUCUACAGACUACUGGUUACAGAAUCAGAGGACGCCAUGCCAGAUUGGGUUUGUGGAAGACAAGUCUGAAAACUGCGCUUCUGUUUGCUUCGUGAACCUGGAUGUGAACAAGGAUGCGUGCAGCACGGAGCACCUGCAGCAGAAAUUGGUCAACGUUUCACCAGAUCUUCCAAAACUUAUCAGCUCCAUGAAUGUCCAGCAGCCAAAAGAAAAUGAAAUUGUUCUUCUAAGUGGGUUAACAUCCGGAAAUCUCCAGGCAGAUUUUGAAGUUUCACAGUGUCCUUGGCUGCCAGAUAUCUGCUUGGUCCAGUGUGCGAGAGGGAACAGGGCCAACAGUACCAACUGCAUCAUCUUUGAAAUCAACAAAUUUUUGAUCGGUCUGGAACUGGUGCAGGAACGGCAGCUCCAGCUGGAAACAAACAUCCUGAAGGUGGAAGAUGACACAAACUGUUCCCUGUCUUCAAUUGAAGAAGACUUUCUCACCGCAUCGGAGCACCUGGAGGAGGAAACUGAGGGGGAAGAAUACAGGAAUGGUUAUGAAAAUAUAAAUGCCUCCGCUCAUGUUUUGGAAAGUAAAAAACCAAAGGAAGUCACUCAGGAGGAAUGGAAUGACAACAAGAAAAAGUUGCUUUAUCCUUCAGAAGACAAAUGCAUUAGCAGAUCUCAUACCACAGUGAUUAAAGCAGAAGGAUCUCUGGAAAAAGUAGAAGGCACCAUUUUACAGAGCCUCGAUUCAUCAGCCGAGCCAUCAGAGUGGACAGGCAAAGCUGUGCAGAAUGAGAAGCCAGCCAGAAAUUACUAUUACUCAGAAAGUUAUAAAGGGCAUGUGGAAAAGUCACAGGCACCAUAUAUUCCAGGGGAUGUUCAUUUCCCUGGGAUGGUUAAGAAAGGUGGGCCUUCCGUGCACGGUACCCUCACUGAGCAUGGCAGCAGCUUAGACCCAGGGGACCCUGAAGACGGCACAAACUCUCUUCCUCCCCACCAAGAUGGAGAGGUCACCGCUGGGGAGUAUGCCACAAAUUUAGCAGAAUCCGUGCUACAGGAUGCGUUUAUUCGGUUAUCUCAGUCGCAGCCUACGCCACCCCAGGAAUCUGCAGUCGGUGUUUCUGUAGGGAGCACUCUGCUACCCAGUGGCUGUUCCACAAAAGGUAUGGUGGUCCCACGGUCAUGGAAUGAGCUCCCCCAAAUCGUCAUCGUUCAGAGUCCAGAUGGCAGCGAUGCUGCCCCUGAGGCAGGCAUCUCCUCGUGGCCUGAGAUGGAAGUCUCUGUUGAAACCUCAGGGGUCCUCUCUGGAGAGAACUCCGGCAGACACCCUCAGAGCGCUCUGGAAGUUGCGUUAGCUUGCGCGGCCACUGUGAUUGGAACUAUUUCCAGUCCACAGGCCACAGAGAGACUUAAAAUGGAGCAAGAAUCUUUGGUUUCACCCCGUCCACUGGGAGGCAGUGACCACCUGCAAAGUCAAAUAUCCCAAGUCCUCAAGGAACCUUCUGUCAGCGAAUACUCCUUUCCAUCUGCCUUGUGUGGCAUGACCCAGGUGGCGAGCGCCAUUGCUGUUUGUGGCCUCGGCGAAUCGGAAGAGGCGAAGGCUCCGAGUGGCCUCUCGUGUGCAACUGAGGCUCAUGCAGCAGUCCCCCCACUCUGCGGUUUGGCGACAGGGAGCAGCAUGGAGCUGGGAAGCGAGGCCAUCGCACAGGUAUUACUCCAGGAGGCUGCGCUGGUUUUAACAAGGCCCGACCCCCACAGCAGCAUCGGAGACCUCAUGGAAUCAGUGAGCAGGAGAAUCCUAGAAACGGCUUCAAAGCCUCAGACCCUGUGCUCAGAAAACGUCCUCAGGAAUGAGCUGGCACAGACCCUCUCCAAUGUUAUUCUGGAGCAUUCCAUUGAUGAAGCUCUCCAGAGAAACAGAACAAUUGAUCCCAAUGUUAGCAGACAUUCAUCUGAGACUCUUGAGACCUUGAUGGAAAGUACAAACCAACUGCUCUUCAGUGUGAUAUGCUUCACAUUCAAGAAGAUGAGGCAUUUUGUACAGCUUGGUGAAUGGCCCACUGUCCUUGCUAAUGAGACCAUCAGAUGGAGGGAAACGGACUUGGGCUGCCAGCCACCUGAUCAGACUGCUAGUCUAGCGUGGACAAGAGCCACCGAACAUUCCAGCGGCCAGCCACUUGGUGGCAAUCCACAGAGUACCAGUCUUGUUACCAAUGAUCUUCUAGAUGACAUUUAUCUGAAGCAAGAUAGGAGGGGCCCAGCAAAGCCAGGCCUCUUCAAGAAUCCCACGCUGCAGUCUGAAUUGCCCUGUAGUCCCAGGGGGCCAGAUUCUUCACCUGCUAAAACACCCCCCAAGGAAAUAGAUCUAAAAGUAACAGUGGGAGAAGAUCCAGACAAGCCUCAUCAGACACCCAGUUACAAUGAGAAUGAGUUCAGAGCCUCUUCAGAGAGAGAGAAGACGCUGACAGUGGGCAAGUACAGCAGAGGUUCCCAGGAUGCCAAGGACAGUGUCAGUAUAAACGCCCAGGAGAAGUAUAAUCAUACCUCACGUCUGAACAGUGAAAUUCAAGUUAACCUGUCUUUGUUAGGGAAUGACUUCCCCCUUCCUGCUCAAUCCACGCUACAGGCAAAACAUGCAGACCUAUACUGCAUUACAGACUUUGCGGAAGAAUUAGCAGAGAUGAUUGUCUCCAUGGCAACCGAAAUCGCAGCAGUUUGCCUUGACAACUCCAAUGGAAAACAACCCUGGUUUUGUGCAUGGAAAAGAGGGAAUGAGUUUCUGGUUACCCCGAACGUAUCCUGCCGAUCCUUGAAGAGGAAGAAGGAAAGCCAGACCAGCGGGGCCACAGUGAGGAAGCACAAACCACCACGGCUCAGCGAGAUCAAGAGGAAAACGGAUGAGCACCCGGAGCUUAAAGAGAAGCUAAUGAACAGGGUGGUGGACGAGUCCGUGAACCUUGAGGACAUCCCGGAUUCGGUCAGUGUUUUUGCAGACGAAGUGGCAGCCAAGAUCAUGAACCUAACAGAGUUCUCCGUGGUGGACGGCGUCUGGCAAGCCCAGAGCUAUCCCCGGAACCGGUUACUCAGUGGAGACAGGUGGAACCGGCUGCAGGCUUCCAGCUGUGAAAGCAUUCCAGAGGAGGACUCCAACGCCAGGGCCUACGUAAGUAGCCUGGGUUUCAUGAGUACCCUAAGUCAGCCAGUUAGCAGGGCCAGCUCUGUCUCCAAGCAGUCCAGCUGCGAGAGCAUCACUGAGGAGUUUUCCAGGUUCAUGGUGAACCAGAUGGAAAAUGAAGGAAGAGGGUUUGAGUUAUUGCUGGAUUACUAUGCAGGCAAGAAUGCCAGCAGCAUCCUGAACUCAGCCGUGCAACAGGCGUGCCGUAAAAAUGAGCACCUCAGCGUGAGGUCAAGCUGUCCCUCUAAGCAGUCCAGCACCGAGAGCAUAACAGAGGAAUUCUACAGGUACAUGCUGAGGGACAUCGAAAGAGAAAACAAGGACAGCACGUCCUCCAGACGAAGCAGCCAGGAUUGGACAGUGGGCCUACUGUCACCUUCUCUGCGAUCCCCCUUGUGUUACAGACAGUCAUCCAUGCCAGAUAGCAGACCCCUGGGUGCCAGGCUAACGGUGAAUGCGCCCAUCAAAGCCAGCUCCUUAGAUGGCUUUACUCAAAACAGCCAGCAAGAUUUCCUAAGUGUACAUCCAGUCAGUAGCACUUCCUCAUCCGGUCUCUGCAAAUCUGACUCUUGCUUGUAUCGCAGAGGUGGAACCGACCAGAUCACCAACAUGUUAAUUCACGAGACGUGGGCAAACUCCAUCAAGGCCCUCAUGCGAAAGAACAAAAUUAUAGCGGAUGAUGCUGAGGCAGCUGAGCCUGUUCCUGGUGGCUCUCCCAGGCACACGGAGAGAUGUGCAAACAGAUCAUCUUCGAGCAGGGCGCAAAGUGGGCCUGGUCUUCUGGCGCAGGAGUCCAUCGAUAACCCGAGGAAAGACUCCAUUACCGAAAGCAAGCAUCCCCCAGUGUCAGCUCGGAGCAAAGCUUUUCCUCUUACAAACCACAAGGGUUUAGAUUCUAAAAAGGAAACGUCUUCAUGCCAUGAGUCUGUCCCUGUAAGCCACAGCAGGUGGUCCCUGUGCGCCAGGGAUGUACCUUUAAUUCAAAUUGAAACAGAUCAGAGAGAAGAGUGUGUUGGAGAACCUGAACACUUCUCUUCCAAAAGCAGCCCCCUAGAGGAAGCAGAGGAGCAUUUGAAAGAUGAAAAAGUCCCCCAUGUGACGAGGGAUGGAGACACUGCCGAGAGUGCCUGCCAAAACCCCAGUGCCGGCCUUGAUGUAGCAGAGGCGGAGGUGUCCGCAGAAGGCAGAGCCCCCGAUGAGUUUCCCAACCUUCCCAGCAGCAGUCGGGAGAGCACGGACAGUUGGUCCCAGCUCACCAACGAGGAGGACAAUCCACAUGAUACCAGUAGCUUUCUUCAGCUCAGCGAGCGAUCCAUGAGCAAUGGCAACAGUAGUGCCACUAACAGUCUUGGCACUGUGGACCUGGACAUUUAUCAGGAAAGCAUGCCAUCUUCUCCCAUGAUUAAUGAAUUAGUAGAAGAAAAGGAGACUCUUAAAGGACAGUCAGAAAACGUAGAGGAAGGCGCCUCUGGAGUGCAGGUGGGAGCGGCCAGUCCCCAGGGGAGCCUGCUGGUGAUCAACUUUGACCUGGAACCAGAGUGCCCUGACGCUGAGCUUCGAGCCACUCUGCAGUGGAUAGCAGCCUCUGAACUUGGGAUCCCCACCAUCUACUUUAAGAAAUCUCAGGAAAACAGAAUCGAAAAGUUUCUAGAUGUCGUGCGGCUGGUUCAGCAGAAGUCUUGGAAAGUGGGAGACAUCUUUCACGCGGUUGUUCAGUACUGCAAAAUGCAUGAAGAGCAGAAGGAGGGGACCCCGAGUCUCUUUGACUGGCUCUUGGGACUGGGAUAGGGCAGCAAUGCCCUUAGAAUAUUCCUUCCCUUUUUCCCAGCUUAGAUUACAGUGGUUUGCUCGAAAUGCUCUAAACCUCCUCAAAACAUCCCAUCACAUUAGCAGAGCUAUACAAAAUCUGCUGUUCAAGUCUGCUGCAGAUCGAAUAAAUCUGAGGAAAAGCAAAACACAGAUCGGUACAAAUCAAGGCAACCUGUGAGCGAGGCCAAAAAAAGCUUGUAUUAGAACCACUGGAAAAGCAGAAAUUUUAAUGGACCCCAAACGAAAAGCUUUUAACUCGGCCCAAACUCCAGGAAAGCUGUACUUAAGUAUUUUUAAUGAUAUAAAAUGACAUGUAAUGUCUCCAAUUAUGUGAAUCAACUGGAAACAAAGUCACUAGUCAAAAUAAUUUUGUAAACUAUGAUGUAACUUUUAUUUUACUUUUUUUGAGCUGAUUAAGGGGCUCUCAGCCCAGGUAAACACUUAAGAUAUGGGUGAGAAAUUUCCAGAAUUUUGAUAUAAAAGAUCUUCACUUUCAGACCAUUAUCAGUGGAUAUUAAGAGAAAUGCAGGAGUCCUAGCGAUGUCCUCUGCCCAGGUGAUUUCAUUGAUUCAUAGCAGCUCACUGGUAAGUAUCUCCUAUCCCCCCAAUAGUGUCUGCAUUCUCAACUAACCAGAAAACUAUUGGUGUUCAGUUGAGAGACAGAAAGACUGAAAAUUGUCUCGUUUCCGUCUCUAUAUUACUUGGGUAACAUGAUCACAGAAUUCUUACCAUAAGGGAAAACUUUACUAUCAAAAAAAAAAAAAAAUCUUUUGAGAUAAAAUCUCCUUGUGUAUUCAAUUAUAUAAAAUAUAAGCAUUCCUUUUAUUUUUAUUGUAAAUUAUGAAGAGAUGAUUACCUUAAAUAAUAUAUGAGUUAGCUUAGAGGUUCAUACAACAUGAGAGGAUUGUCGUCUUAAGUUGUAUCUUGACACUUGAGCUCAGUGGUUUCAUCAUAAAUGCAUUGAUACUGGUAUGGCCGACCUGCUCCCAGGAUGAUAUGGUGACGGGCGCAGGAUUUGACCUAACCCGUUAGGACCGUAGACUCUUCCUGACUCAAACACAUUGGCAUUUAAUUUGGAAAAAAGAAAACCUUAUCCCAUUGAAGUUUUUCAGAAACAGAGCUUUACUCUUUUGAAAAACCGACAUAUCUAACUUCUCCUUAAUAAAUCCUCUUCCCCUUCAACUGACUGAGGUACACCGGCUUUUAUUUUCUUGACCAGAGAAGGUGUUUAUCAAAGAUUUCCUUAAAUAUCUUGCUUUUACUCUAUUUUGAAAAUUUGUGAAGUGAUUUUAAAUGUGAACAAGGCCCCAGGCCGUCAGCGCUGGACUUAUAUGUCAUCCACAGCUUGAAAUGUCAAGAAAGCCUCCAUGGGAGCCGUACCUCCCUCUUCACACAUCACGGAAUCCUCCCCAGAAUUCAUUAGGCACUUGUUACAUCAAUAGUCCCGAUUUAAGAUAUGUGUUCAACUCGUCACAUUAACAAAAUGUCAAAUUGUAAAAUGUAUCCAUUAUCUCAGACUGAAAGCUCUUUGUGCUACUGAACGGAAAAGGAUAGAUUUAUUUUUUAAACCAUCCCAGAAUAUUGUGCGUAGACUUUUUUGUGCCGGAAUGAAUGUUUACUUAUCCUACAAAGCACAAAUACGGGAUCGUUACCAUGUGAUAAAGUUAUACAUGUUGUACCUAAUGUUGCAAACGAAUCAAUAAAUUUUUGUUGCCGAA
Molecule: messenger RNA, 7400 nt
Organism: Herpailurus yagouaroundi (jaguarundi)
Lineage: Eukaryota; Metazoa; Chordata; Mammalia; Carnivora; Felidae
Gene: SPHKAP
Product: SPHK1 interactor, AKAP domain containing
Exons: 12
Coding region: 550-5661 (1703 amino acids)
Cellular component (GO): mitochondrion; cytoplasm
Molecular function (GO): protein kinase A binding
Source: RefSeq, a predicted model, not a curated record